Molecule: messenger RNA, 4110 nt
Organism: Hyalella azteca
Lineage: Eukaryota; Metazoa; Arthropoda; Malacostraca; Amphipoda; Hyalellidae
Gene: cn
Product: kynurenine 3-monooxygenase
Exons: 11
Coding region: 1008-2441 (477 amino acids)
Biological process (GO): L-tryptophan catabolic process; NAD+ metabolic process; quinolinate biosynthetic process
Cellular component (GO): mitochondrial outer membrane
Molecular function (GO): kynurenine 3-monooxygenase activity; NAD(P)H oxidase H2O2-forming activity; FAD binding
Source: RefSeq, a predicted model, not a curated record
GUGUCGAGUUGAUUUUGGGCAAGGCUGUCUCGGACUGCGUUCUCAGUUCUUCUUGCCAUCGAUAAACUAUAAAGUUUACGUGGUACAUACCAUGCAGAACAAUGAAUUCAAUUGUAAUCAGAUUUAUUCUUGAAUUUGACAUGAAAUAUAGUUUUUCCUCCAGCCUCAAAGCCAAGUCGUGUCCCAAAUUUAAGUGCUGGAAACCGAAUUAUGACAGUAAAAGCGAAAUUUUUUGCACAUUAUAAUAUAAAGUUAUUAGAACGUGUCAUUUGACCAACUAUAACGCUUUGUUUAACAACAGUAUCGUGAAUGCCAUAUUUGAGAGCAAUCAAGUCAAACUUUUCAGCAAGAAUCAUUCAGUUUUUCCUUGCGAGCAAUCGUAACUGGAAAGUUUCAGUCCAUGCCGUUGAAGAACAAUAAGAAAAUUCGACUAAAAGUGAUUGCAAAUUGCAUAAAAUGCAGAUAUUCUUAGAUUUCAAAAGUUCCAGCAGACCCUUGAGGCUACUACGGGUAAGGCAAGGUUAUGGUAGUCCAGCUACCAGUUUCCAUACCAUCGUACGACUGAGGCAAGCUCAUGGCUGUAUAUAAUAUAUCUUGCUCCAGGGCCGAAUAAAACUAAAUGUACAAAUCUUUUCUGUAACUAUUCACAAGAUCCGUCUUUGAAUAUGUCAAUCAAAGUUGUAAUUCUCCCCAAUUAGAAUAUUGUUUACUGAAAAAACUGCGCGGAUGUUUUAGCUCGAGGCUUAACGAUGCCGAGUCUAGGUUGCGUUCAAGGAUGCCUUAGAACAGGUAAUGUGAGUCGAGGAGCUGCUGAUCACGGCCACGAGAGGCCUUACCAGUGUCGGGGGAAAGCUUGUCGGCGAGGGGUGAUAUUUUACUCUCUUUGUAGGUUCGGUCACUGGAAAUUGUAAAUUCAGAGCUUAGUACAACUUUAUAAAUUUUUCGGCUAGAGCAUUCGAAAUUAUCUCUUCUUUUGUAGGAAAAGUGAUAGAAAGUACAACCUCAAGAUGGUUGUGGGAAGCGGAACGCAGAAUAAGACGGUUGCAGUCGUCGGUGCAGGACUGGUCGGUGCAUUGGAGGCUUGCGUGAUGGCUCAACGCGGUUAUAAAGUCAACCUCUACGAAUUCAGAAAAGAUAUCCGCACGCUGGAACACGUCCCAGGACGGAGUAUCAACCUAGCAAUGUCCGUGCGAGGUCGCUCCGCCCUCAGGAAAGUCGGAGUUGAAGGCGACAUAAUCGAAAGGCACGCCAUCCCCAUGAAGGCUCGAAUGAUCCAUGGAACUGACGGAACCAUGAACCCCAUCCCCUACAACAAAGAUGGUCAGUGCAUUUACUCCGUGGGUCGUCGAUUCGUUAAUGAAGUCUUGCUGACGAAAGCGGAAUCUUUUCCCAAUGUCACGUGCCAUUUCGAACACCAGCUCACGUCCAUCAACUUGGAUGAAAGACGCAUGAUUUUUACAAAUCCCAGCUCGAAAGAAAGGACAGAAGUAACGGCGGACCUCAUCAUCGGAUGCGAUGGCGCGUACUCCGCAGUGCGGAAGGAGAUGCUCAAGAGGCCGCAAUUUAACUACUCUCAGCAGUACAUACCGCACGGCUACAUGGAGCUCUGUAUUCCACCAAACUCUAAUGGAGAGUUCGCCAUGCCGGCAAACUACCUGCACAUCUGGCCACGAGGGAACUUCAUGAUGAUCGCUCUGCCGAAUCAAGACCGGUCCUGGACGGUGACGCUCUUCAUGCCCUUCCCUAUUUUCGACUCGCUCAACUCCCCUGCUAAACUCAUUGAAUUUUUUACGCGGUACUAUCCCGAUUCCAUCCCCUUGAUCGGAAGAGAAAAACUCAUCAAGGACUUCUUCGCGAACAAAGCCCUACCCAUGAUCACAGUUAAGUGCUCUCCUUACCACGUGGGGGGAUCCUGCGUCAUCUUGGGAGACGCGGCGCACGCCAUGGUGCCUUUCUAUGGCCAGGGAAUGAACUGCGGCAUGGAGGACUGCCUGGUGCUAGACGAGAUUCUGACUCAACACAGCGAGGACCUCAACGCUGCCCUGCCUGCUUACAGCGUCAAGCGCAACCCUGACGCUGAAGCCAUCGUCGACCUCGCCAUGUACAAUUAUGUCGAGAUGCGGGACUUGGUCAAUUCACGACUCUUCCUGAUCCGGAAAAAAAUCGACAACGCUCUGAAUGUUGUGUUCCCUCGCUCAUGGGUGCCUCUCUACACCAUGGUCACCUUCUCCAGGGAACCUUACCACAGCUGCAUCCUCAAGAAGCGUUGGCAGGAUAAGGUGCUACGUUUGGCGAGCGUGGCUGCAGUUGGUACCACAGCUGGUGUAGUUGCGGUUGUCAUCCGACGUAACCAGCCGAGCCAGCCUCUGGACACUCUCUUCACAGCGGCAUCUCAAGCGCUCUCAGUUCUUAACAAAACUUUGGGUCAUUUUUCUUCGUGAACUACUUCCUAGUGUUGUACUGAACGUUGGUAAAGAAAAGGAAAGUCUGCAAAUUUAAUUAGCUCACUCGAUUUAUUCAUCCACAAUAGAAUGAGUCAGUGAAUUCUCGUUGUAUUCAUCUAUUCGAAUAACCGAAUUAACUUGGGGUCGAUUUCUUCAUUCAGUGGUAUAACUGAAUGAAUUCUUUCGAUUAAUUCAUCCAAUGGUAUCACAGGAUAAACUCUCUCGAUGAAUUCAUGUAGUAAAAAACAAUUUUCAAAUCGAUCGCCGUAUAAUUAAAUACUGAAAGGAUGACGUUCUGAAGUAGUGCUGCGAUCAGGAUGUACUUAAUAGAAGUAUCCUGCAAAAAUUAUAUUCGAGACACGAGCUUCAAUUUUGAAUUUAUUUCUCAUGUAUUGAGUAAUAAUGGCAACUCUAUAGCUCACUUAGCGUACAACGGGUUUCAGGAUUUCUAUCCUUUUGCUUUUACCGAUACCUAUAGAUACAUUCUAGCUUGCAAUUACAUGAUUGAAUUAAAUUUAGUUUCGGUAUUAAAGUAUUAAAUCCAGUUAUACAAUCUAUAUGAUAUUUUAUUAUGCUAAUAAAUAUAUUCUCUAAUAUUUGAAAGCUGAAUUACGAUGUCUUACCUAUAAUUUUAGUAUUUAAUGUCAGUAGAUGGGGAUUAUUUUGUGUGGGCUGUUGUUGGUGUGCAGUUUUACUAAUAACAAAUUAUGAGCACUUAGCAGUGAAACAUUUCUAGACAACGUCGUUUAUUGACUCAUUUUGAAUGCGUACUCUAUUGCUGUUGUUAAAGUGUAUGUGGAUCAUUCACGUAUCUGGCGUUCAGUAAAUAAAAUCAUCUAGUAAUUCAUGAUUUUGUUGAAUUCAACUACCGUUGUUUGAGAGAUAAAAGGUUAGAACAAUUCCAGUUAGAAAGGGAAAUAAUAUUGCAUUGAGCCCCGUUACUUAUUAAUUGCAAAUAUUUUAUGAUUUAAUUUGUAGACUAAAAUAUUUUAGCAAGGGCCCGAAUCAUGAAGAAAGUACAUGGAUGGUUUUACCGGGUCCUUCGUUUUUAUCAAAUUUGUUGAAUCCCAAGUCUUGGGGAAGCUUGAAUUGAAUCCCGCGUACAAUUGUUUCUUGCGCGACUUAUUUGUUCACUGCUGGAAUAGAUUAAUGGACACAUAGAGAUAAAAUUAAAGUACUUAUCCAGUUAGUUUGGCAAGAAAGAUUAUGCUUAUUUACCCGCUAAAUAUAAAUUAAAGAUAUUGAGAGUUUCAAUUUGCUACCCGAUUCCAAUAUCCCAAUUUUGUCGUCCGUACAUGAAGUGAAACUCGCGCCAGGGUGUGGAAGCGAUCGUGCGAGUUCCUAAUCAUUUAGAGUCUUUUAUGUACUUCCUUAAUAUCAUUUAGGACUUCUUGCCAUUUAUACGAGUCAUGCUGGUAAUGGUAAGAAUUACCCUUCCUGGUUGAAUGAGUACACUUUUUUGUGACCACUGUUGCAAUAUGAAAAACUACCUAAUUGAAUGUCGAAUUUAAUCUGGACUUCCUCUAUAUCCAAAACCACCUAAUAGAUUUUUGCUGCUCUAAAUAGUUAUUUGACUUAAUGGUGAAUUGUCCUUGGUGCACUCGAUGAGGUUAUAUUCAACAUUUGUUACUCUAUGUUCAUUCAUAAUACAUUCGUUUUAAUCAUG